Periconia digitata is the source of this 864-nucleotide messenger RNA. Lineage: Eukaryota; Fungi; Ascomycota; Dothideomycetes; Pleosporales; Periconiaceae. The record is from the annotation of a GenBank genome assembly.
CCCCGAGUCUUUUUCAAACAAAAACAUUUUACUAUAAAUUUAUCGCAGAAAAUGUCCCAACAACCCGUUCUCGUACCGACAGCCUCGCUCCACGGGAAAGUAGCCAUCGUCACGGGCUCCAGUCGCGGCAUUGGCAAAGGCAUAGCUCUCGAACUCGCCAAGCGUGGCUGCAGCGUAGUCAUCAACUACGCCAACAGUAAGAGUGGCGCCGACGAGGUCGUUGAGACUAUAGAGAAGCUCGGAACUGGUGUGCGGGCAGUUGCGAUUCAGGCGGACAUAAGCAAGGUCCCCGAGAUUGAGCGCCUUUUCCAAGAAGCAAAACAAUAUUUCGGUCAUAUUAAUGUCGUCGUGAGCAACUCCGGCACCGAGUCCUUCGAUAACACGGAAGAUAUCACCGAAGCCGCCUUCGACAAUGUCUACAACCUCAAUGCACGUGCCCAAUUUUUUAUAGGGCAAGCAGCCUGGAAGCAUAUUGAGGAUAAAGGCCGCGUGGUCCUCAUGAGCUCGAUAUCAGCCGGCAAACUAGGCAUCAAAAAACACGCGUUGUACAACUCGAGCAAGAUGGCAGUGAUUGGUAUGGUGAAAGCAUUCGCAACUGAUUUUGGCGCAAGGGGUAUCACGGUAAACGGAAUAGCGCCGGGAGGUGUGCUGAGCGACAUGUUUUAUCAGAAUUGCUGGAAUUAUAUACCAGGUGCUACACCAGACUGGCCACCGGAAAAGUUGGAGCAGUUGACGGCAAAAGCAUGUCCCCUAGGGCGCUGCGCUGUACCAGAGGAUAUUGCACGAGUGGUCGCUUUUCUGGUUUCCGAAGACGGUGGGUGGGUGAAUGGCGAAGUCAUCACCACUUCUGGUGGCUUUGUGUAA